AUGCGCCCCAGAGGACCAUCACCGGAGGCAUUCUACGAGUCCGUGUUUAACGCAACGUGGAGUCACGUCAUGGGAUUUCCCGAGGGCGAGGGGGAAGACAUGGUGGUGAUAGAGGGCCAACGGCCACAAGAGUUAUUAUGGGAGUACACGCAGACUGUGUGUACUUUUUUCUCAGUGGGUGGUGAUGAGGAGCAAUUCCGUCCACCACGCCCACGACUCAUGAUCCUUUCCUCUGAAAAGCGAUGGCCGUACUCGCUGAACCAUUCAGUACGUAUUGCCGACUGCUGCAUUAACAUUGAGGUGCAUCGGGUGUGGAAGAUCGUCGAGGGUGAUCUAAAAGGAGUGUUUCCCCCUACAGAGAGAGACGCACCUAAAAUGGGACGUCGUCUUUUGAUUGGAACCCCCGGGAUAGGGAAGUCAAUGGCGGCUGGCUCCUACCUCCUUCAUCAGCUGCUGCACUACGACGCCACGAAGCUCCAUGUGGUUAUGUACUGCUUUGGAAGGGGUUUCGCAUACUUGUUUGACAAUACGGCACGAAUGGUGACAAUAUACGAGGGUGAGAAUAAUAUUAGAGGGGUUAUGGUAAAUUUGGCUGGGAGUGGAAUGAAGGGGUAUAUCAUCAUCGAUAUGGCAAGACAACUUAAAGAACCAUCAAAUGAUGUUGUGCCCUCCCCUGAGUGGGGCAUCAUUAUGUUGUCAUCCCCGCACGAAGAUAACUUCAAAAGCAUGGGCGGAGCUGGAGGGUGCUAUCAAAAUUAUCAUGAAUUGCCCCGAUGA
This is a messenger RNA of Trypanosoma rangeli, 777 nucleotides long. Its product is annotated as retrotransposon hot spot (RHS) protein. Bases 1 to 777 code for a protein of 258 amino acids. Lineage: Eukaryota; Euglenozoa; Kinetoplastea; Trypanosomatida; Trypanosomatidae. The record is from RefSeq and is a predicted model, not a curated record. The transcript has a single exon.